ACUUAUGGUAUGACAGAUGGCACCAGGGGUAAAGCGCUGUGUAUUUUCGAAAAAGUCACAUCGUGCCAGAACCAGGUUAUGUCCGGAGCAUUCUAGGUUGAGCGCUGCGCUAUAAAGCGAGCAGACUCGAGACCUUCUCUCGCCAAGUCGAGUUUCUUGUGUUGUGUUUAUCUUCGCCAACUCUUAUCUUUUCACCGAACUGUAUUGAAACAGCGGGAUGUCAACGGAGUCGGUUUCCAUAUAUCCCAUCCCAUCCCGUCUUCAGGAUGGUCCGGAGGUGCCCUUCAUUGGCCCAAACAUAGAAGCUUACAGGAAGGCACAUGCCGAGAGUGUUGGUCCCAAUGCUGACAAUUGGUGGGCGAAGAUGGCUCUCGAGACUCUUCAUUGGGACAUCCCCUUUCAUACCGUAAGGUCCGGUAGCUUCGAGCACGGCGAUGUCACUUGGUUCCCCGACGGCUACCUGAACGCUUCGUACAACUGUGUUGAUAGAUGGGCAUAUCGUAACCCUAACAAGACUGCUAUCAUAUACGAGGGCGACGAACCCGGCCAGAGCGUCGAGAUCAGUUAUGGACAACUCCUUCGCGAGGUAUCUUGCGUCGCCAAUGUGCUCAAGUCGUGGGGCGUAAAGCAAGGCGACACUGUCUCCAUCUACCUGCCCAUGACUUGGCAGGCCGUCGCUGCGUUCUUGGCCUGCGCGCGCAUUGGUGCUGUCCACGCUGUUGUGUUCGCCGGAUUCUCGUCGGAGUCUCUUCGGGACCGUGUCAAUGAUUGCAAGUCGCGGGUCGUCAUCACUGCAGAUGAAGGCCGUCGCGGCGGCAAGACCAUCGCCAUCAAGCAAAUCGUGGACAACGCUCUCAAGGCCUGCCCCGAGGUCGAGCAUGUUCUCGUUCUGAGGAGAACUGGCAACGAGGUCUCAUGGACCGAGGGAAGGGACAAGUGGUGGCACGAGGAGACGGCCAAAGUCCCAAACUUCUGCCCGCCUGCCCUCCUGUCGGCAGAACACCCUCUGUUCAUCCUCUACACCUCUGGUUCGACUGGGAAACCAAAGGGCAUCGUGCACACCACUGGUGGCUAUCUUCUCAAUACAGCCCUUACGCUCAAGUAUGUCUUCGACGUCCACGAGAACGACCGAUUCGGCUGUAUGGCGGACAUGGGCUGGAUCACCGGGCAUUCAUACAUCGUGUACGGUCCCCUGGCGAACGGUGUAGCGACGAUUGUCUUUGAGUCUACUCCGGUAUACCCGACGCCCGGGCGCUUCUGGGAGGUCGUAGACACGCAUAAGCUCACGCACUUCUACACCGCACCUACUGCCGUCCGUCUUCUCCGCCGUCACGGAGAACAUUGGGUAGAGAAGGCUGAUUUGAGCACGCUCCGCGUCAUCGGCAGCGUGGGCGAGCCCAUCAACCCCGAGGCGUGGCACUGGCUGAAUGACUACGUCGGACGGAGGCAGGCCGCCAUCGUCGACACGUUCUUCCAGACGGAAACGGGAACUGUCGUCAUUGCUCCCUUCCCAGGAGCGAUCGAGUGCAAGCCCGGAUCUGCGACUGUCCCGUUCUUUGGGAUGGAGGCUGCACUCCUAGACCCAGUCACCGGAAAGGAAUUGGAAGGCAAUGGUGUUGAGGGCGUGCUAGCAUUCAAGCGUAGCUGGCCUUCCAUUGCUCGUACUGUCUGGCAAGACCACAGCAGAUGGCUCGAUGUGUACCUCAAGCCGUACCCUGGAUAUUACUUCACUGGUGAUGGCGCACUCCGCGACAAAGAUGGAUACAUCUGGAUUAAGGGUCGUGUUGACGAUGUUAUAAACGUUUCCGGCCAUCGCCUCUCCACCGCCGAAAUAGAGUCUGCACUCAUCCUUCACGAUGGUGUCGCUGAAGCGGCGGUCAUCGGCGCAAGCGACGAACUGACUGGGCAGUCUGUCCACGCCUUUGCGACCUUGAAACCUGACUUCGAAUAUGACAGCGAGGCUAGCCUCGUGAAAGAAUUGUCAGUGCAAGUUCGGAAGACAAUUGGGCCCUUCGCAGCCCCAAAGAAGAUCUACAUCGUCCCCGACUUGCCCAAGACGCGCUCGGGCAAGAUCAUGCGCCGCAUCAUGCGUAAGGUGGUCGCGGGCGAAGGUGACCAGCUCGGCGACCUGAGUACGCUCGCAGACCCGUCGAUCGUUGAGGUCAUCAAAGCCAAGGUUGCCGCAGCACAUUGCUAGACUCAAAGGAUUCUCCAUGUGGCUAGACUACCUUAAUGUUGUGUCGUAAAGUGUGCACUUAUGUAAAAUUACCUGUAUAGUUACGUAUAUAACUUUAAAGCAAGAAUCGCAUACAAAUGCA
This is a messenger RNA of Phanerochaete carnosa HHB-10118-sp, 2318 nucleotides long. RefSeq lists its product as uncharacterized. The transcript has 10 exons. Gene Ontology annotation, molecular function: acetyl-CoA synthetase activity; AMP binding. Gene Ontology annotation, cellular component: cytosol. Bases 218 to 2197 code for a protein of 659 amino acids. NCBI's taxonomy places the organism in Eukaryota, Fungi, Basidiomycota, Agaricomycetes, Polyporales, Phanerochaetaceae. The record is from RefSeq and is a predicted model, not a curated record.